Messenger RNA from Prorocentrum cordatum, 324 nucleotides. Lineage: Eukaryota; Dinophyceae; Prorocentrales; Prorocentraceae. The record is from the annotation of a GenBank genome assembly.
AUGGAGGUACGGCUUCUCCGGAUUCGAGGUGUCCCACCCGAAACAGGAGAGACCGCGGCCGGGGUGAUGGACGGGGGCCACGGCUCGCAAUCGCAGACCGAACUGUCGGGCUAUGGGGUCGGGCUUCCGCUCAGCCGCCUGUACGCACGACACCUGGGUGGCGACAUCGUCAUCAGCCAGGUGCUGGGCCAUGGCACCGAAGCGAGCGUCUUCCUGAGCCGCCAUGGCAUCAGGGAGGACUUCUGUCUGGGGGACUCCGAGGAGCCCGCCGCCGAAACACACGGCGCGCUGAGGGGCCGGGACAGCAUGCGGGCACCGUUUUAG